Molecule: messenger RNA, 2966 nt
Organism: Diabrotica balteata
Lineage: Eukaryota; Metazoa; Arthropoda; Insecta; Coleoptera; Chrysomelidae
Source: the annotation of a GenBank genome assembly
CCGCUGCGUUAAAUAUAGUCCGGCAACUCACGCCGGCUAUGUAAAAGAGGAUGGAAGAGAGAGAGGAUGGUGAAAACUUGAAAGAGAGAGCGUAGAGAUGAGAAGAGAGAAACGAAUUUGAUCCACAACAAAAUAGUGAGCCUGUCUCUUCUAAUCGUACAGUCCGUUUUCCACUGUGGUCUUGAUUUUAUUCCUUUACCCGCGAUUUUAAUCGUGUUUGUUUUGCAUGUUCACUUGUGACUACAAGUUUUCACGGCUAAACAGUUUUGAACAUCUGAAUUGGCUAUCAAAACAAUGAUAUCAGGACAUUGGCUGACAGGAAGUGAAACCAUGGACGACCAGCAUUAUUGCUUACGUUGGAACAAUUACCAGAGUAAUAUGACGUCGGUAUUUCAUCAACUCUUACAGAAUGAAGAUUUCGUCGACGUUACUCUGGCCUGUAAUGACCUUUCAUUAAAAGCUCAUAAGGUAGUGCUAUCGGCAUGCUCGUCGUAUUUCCAAAAGCUUCUUUUAGAAAACCCCUGCAAGCACCCGACGAUCAUAAUGCCUCAGGAUGUCGGUUACGAAGAUCUGAAAUUCAUCAUCGAGUUCGUUUACAAGGGGGAAAUCGACGUAUCUCAUGCGGAACUUCAGUCGCUGCUGCGCACGGCGGACCAAUUAAAGAUCAAAGGGUUGUGCGAAACACCGGACGACAAGGACAAUAAAGAUCUUUUAGACACUCCGGAUUUGGUGCCGCUCUCACUGCAUUGCAAAAGUGGCAGGAAAUCGCCACCACCCAAACACUCCACACCAAAGUUUCAGUCUCAAGAUAUCGGUCCACCAAAGGCAAAAUACCCAAAAACAACCUUUCAGGCCGUCCUCGAUUCGAAUGAAAUUAGCGGCGAGGAGGAAGACGGCGAAGAAGGAGCAGACAAGGAGGAAGGGGACAGUGGGGAAGAUAGAGAAAAGAAGAACGAAAAGGCUGGUGGCAGCGAACAACCCUCCAGCGACGAGAACGAAAAAGAUGACAUGCCAGUAGCUUUGGAACCUCAACCCGAGCCGAAAAGAAAGAGGCCGAUCUCGCAACAAUCCGACCAAAACAAACCUCUAAACAUGAGCAGCCAUGGCCUACUAUCGGGACAGACGAUCUUCUCCCAUUUCGGCGUCGACGACGAUUUCCCACCUGAACCUCCAGCACCAUCGGCCAUUCCCGUUGGUCACAUGGACAUGUCCACGGCUCCAGUCGAUCAUUCUCCCACCAGGACUAUUCUCAGUGAGCCAAUGCAUCGUACUGAUAUUUCCGAUUCCACGAAAUAUACCUUAGAAAUCAAAAAGGAGGCGGACAUUAAGUUAGAAACGUUGAGAUCAUAUGACCAAGACAGCUUAUUGGAUAUGGAAUCGCAUUUGUCGGGGCCUGAUCAUUCAAUGGACAGCCACGAAGAUGGAGAAAGAACCAUGCACCAGCUUAUUGGUCAUGCAGAUUUUAGUGGGAUUCCUGGAGUUUCUAAAUUAGAUGUAGGUGAUGACGUACCUGGAAUGAAAAAUAACGGCCAUUUAGAAUUAGGGCAACAAAGGUCUCACGCUGGGGGACCGAAAACUUGGACACAGGAAGAUAUGGAUAUGGCGUUAGAUGCCUUACGAAAUCAUAAUAUGAGCCUAACUAAGGCAUCCGCAACUUAUGGUAUUCCCUCCACUACUUUAUGGCAGAGAGCUCAUAGGCUAGGAAUAGAUACCCCCAAAAAAGAAGGGCCUACUAAAUCUUGGACUGAAGAAAAUCUAAAUAACGCUCUGGAAGCAUUAAGAACUGGAACUAUAUCUGCAAAUAAAGCUAGUAAAGCAUUUGGCAUUCCCAGUAGCACCCUGUACAAAAUAGCGAGAAGAGAAGGAAUAAGACUGGCAGCACCUUUCAACGCGGCACCGACUACUUGGACACCUGAAGACUUAGAAAAAGCCUUAGAGUCCAUAAGAACGGGCCAGACGUCUGUACAAAAAGCUUCAACAGAAUUUGGCAUCCCCACGGGAACGUUAUACGGUAGAUGCAAAAGAGAAGGAAUAGAAUUGUCAAGGUCGAAUCCUACGCCUUGGUCUGAAGAUGCCAUGGGAGAAGCUCUAGAGGCCGUUAGGUUAGGUCACAUGUCCAUCAACCAAGCGGCCAUCCACUAUAACCUGCCUUAUUCCUCGCUGUAUGGACGCUUCAAACGAGGCAUCAAAUACGAGGCGGAUACCAUAGAUUAUGUGGAUCUAAAUCAAGACAGCCACCUGCAAAUGGAACAUACAUUUGGCAUGGAAUAUACUACCUCUCCAUCACAGAUUCAAUAUCAAAACCAGAAUAGCUGAGAUACGGCCUUCAACUUCGACUGCUUUUGAGAAAUAGAUCCAGAGUAGAUUUAUUUUUUGAGGUUGGAUGCAUUUUGUUAUUGAUGUAGAAGUAAAUAGUUUUGGAUAAUAUUGGGUAUAUAUAAAUAUAAAUUUGUUUUAUAGUUUUGGUUAAAUAUUUUACUACAAGAGCAAUUAAACGUAUAUCUUUACCACCAUUAUAUCUACAAAAUUCAGUGAUAAUAGUUUAGUUAUAAUAAAACAUAAUUUAGGUAUGUUAAGAUUUGAGAACAUGUAAGCAACAUUUAUUGUUAGAAGAGUAUUUUACAUGUUACAAUUACAUGAUUCCGUCAGUAGCUUAACAUCAUAACCGACUUAACAUACAAAUUAAAAAAAUGAAAAAGAAUUAACAUGACUUAAUUAUUAACGAUUAAUGUCACUAUCAACAUAAAAAAAGACAGGAUACUAUGUUCUUUUCUUUGUGUUGAACAUGUAAUCAAAAUUUUUGAGCUCCUAUUUCAAUUUAUUUUUUACUUUUUCCUUACUAGUGUUAGCUCUAUUCCGUGUUUACUUUUUAAAUAUUUUUCUAAUGAAAAAUUUCGCUGCUAGUUGUAUAUUAGUGUUAUAUAGGGAACAUAUUACCUUUGUUGUUUGUACCUUGUUAAUGUUUA